AUGGCAAAUACGAGUUUGUAUUGCACAAGAGAGGAGAUCGAAGCAAACUCUCCAUCGAGAGUCGACGGUAUCGACAUAAAGCAAGAGACUUUUCAUCGUUGGUCUUACUCAACAUUCCUCCAAGAGCUUGGCCAGAGACUAAAAGUUCCUCAGAAAACAAUAGCGACAUCGAUCGUCUUAUGCCAACGCUUCUUCACUCGCCAAUCACUCGCGAAGAACGACGCGAAAACGAUCAGCAUGAUCUGUUUGUUCAUCGCCGGAAAACUCGAAGGGUCGCCGAAGCAGGCGGGUGAAGUCAUCGCCGUCGGUUACAGGAUUUUACACAACAAGGAGCCAUCGAGAGAAGCGUACGAGAAAAUCAAGGGGAAUGUGUUCACCGGCGAGAAGCUCGUGCUCUCUACGUUAGGGUUUGAUCUCGAGAUCGAGCAUCCUUAUGAAAUAAUGUUUGAUUGGGUUAAGAGAACGGUUAAGGUCGAGAGGGACGCUAACAGAUUGUAUCAGGCUGCGUUGAAUUUCGUCAACGACGGUUUAAGAACGUCGCUGUGUUUACAGUUUAAGCCGAAUCAGAUCGCUGCGGCUGCUCUAUAUCUCGGUUCGAGCUUUGUUAAAGUGAAGUUGCCGUGUGAUGGUGAGAAAGUGUGGUGGCAAGAGUUCGACGUCACGAAACGUCACUUAGGGGAAAUUAGUGACCAGACGCUUGCUGUUUAUGAGCAAGACUUCUUGGUUAAUGUUAAAGAUGGUGCAGAUUCCAAGACUGGUGAUGGUGGCUUAUGGAAAGGUGAGGUAAAGCUGAGCAAGGAUGAUGAGAGUAAAUCUUGGCAGGGUCUUGAAGGUUAUCAAGAUCGUAAGGGAAGUUUCAUGAAUGGAUCUGAUAAGUCUAGACAUGUUGCUAAUAUACUUGGUUAUGUACCUUUUGAGUCAUUGUAA
This is a messenger RNA of Microthlaspi erraticum, 927 nucleotides long. The record is from the annotation of a GenBank genome assembly. NCBI's taxonomy places the organism in Eukaryota, Viridiplantae, Streptophyta, Magnoliopsida, Brassicales, Brassicaceae.